AUGAAAUUCGUUAUAAACACUGAAGAUUUUUCAUCAAGAUUUGUUGUUCUUGAUGAAGAAGGUUUAGAACGUUAUUCAGUUAAAAAUGAAAUGGAUUCAUUUAUGAGAAAAUUAACAAUAUUUGAUCUUGCUGAUGAUAUUGUAUGUACGGUCGAAAAAAAAUUUUUUACAAUACGCCCAACGUAUGCUGUUUAUAAUAAACAUCAACAAUUAGUUUUAAAUAUACGUAAAAAAUUAAAUUUAUUACAUCCGGAAUUUACAAUUGUAUCUGAACUUGAUGAAGUUAAAUUUCAUACUAUUGGAGAUUUUUUUGGUUCAAAUUUUUCAAUAACAACUGAUGAUGAAGAAGAAAUUAUAGCGAAAAUUGUACGCAAUAAUGGUUAUACAAUUGAAGUUCUCAAUGACGAACAUGACGUUUCAGCUUUAAUUGCUAUUGUUCUUUCAAUACAUUUAUGUUGUCAUCAUACGAAAGAUGAAUAA
Rotaria sordida is the source of this 480-nucleotide messenger RNA. The record is from the annotation of a GenBank genome assembly. Lineage: Eukaryota; Metazoa; Rotifera; Eurotatoria; Philodinida; Philodinidae.